AUGAGAGAAGAUCACUACAAAUGUGAUAUAUUUUCUUAUGGCUUGAUGGUGUGGGAGAUUGUGCAGGAUGGCAAAAGAUAUGUUGAUCGUCGACAUCGAGAAGAUCCUAUCACCUGGCUUAAUGGGUUGCCCAGAGAUGAUCUUCUGCGCCUUGCAUUGCUGGCUACACAAGAACUUUUACCAGCUGAUGCAGCCAAAAUUACACUGCUGCAAAAGGUGUUAGAGUCUACCUUGAGGGAUGAUGCAGCAGAUCGAGUAACCGUUGGGGAAGUUAUGAAGCUUUUCAACUUGGAGCGAGAAUUUGUAGCAAAGGUUUAA
This is a messenger RNA of Pseudogymnoascus destructans, 318 nucleotides long. RefSeq lists its product as uncharacterized. The coding region runs from base 1 to 318 and encodes 105 amino acids. The record is from RefSeq and is a predicted model, not a curated record. Lineage: Eukaryota; Fungi; Ascomycota; Leotiomycetes; Thelebolales; Thelebolaceae. The transcript has a single exon.